Lycium ferocissimum is the source of this 681-nucleotide messenger RNA. RefSeq lists its product as uncharacterized. NCBI's taxonomy places the organism in Eukaryota, Viridiplantae, Streptophyta, Magnoliopsida, Solanales, Solanaceae. Bases 1 to 681 code for a protein of 226 amino acids. The record is from RefSeq and is a predicted model, not a curated record. The transcript has 2 exons.
AUGGCAAAAAAGAUGUUCUUUUAUUUAAUGAAUUUAAGCCGACAAAUGUUCAUUAAGGAAGAAGUUCCGGUUCUACCCGAAUCAACUCCUGAAAAUGAACGCUUCAUUGUGAUUGAGGCUUGGAAGCACUCGGAUUUUUUGUGUAAGAACUAUAUACUUAGCGGACUGAAGGGUGAUCUUUACAACGUCUAUAGUAAUGUGGGAACUUCGAAAGAACUAUCUGAUGCGUUGGAAAAGAAAUAUAAAACUGAGGAUGAUAGAUUAAAGAAGUUUAUAGCCGUCAAGUUCCUGGACUACAAAAUGGUAGAUGGUUUGGUGAUUAGUGGCGCGUUUCAAGUUGCGACAAUAAUAGAGAAGUUUCCUCCUUUAUGGAAGGACUUCAAAAAUUACUUGAAAUACAAACGAAAGGAGAUGACGCUAGAAGAUCUCAUUAUUCGGUUGAGAAUCGAGGAAGAUAACCAUGCAGCAGAAAAGAAGGCCAAUGGGAGAUUAGCAAUAGGGGGAGCACAUAUUGUUGAAACUGCUCCAACUAAUCCUAAAAAAAAGGAAAAAGGCGUCAGGACCAAGGAACUAUCCCGACAAGAAGAGAUUCAAGGGAAACUGCCACAAUUAUGGAAAAAUCAGACACAAAACAGCAAAUCGUCGUGCUCCGAAGAAGGAAAAGAAAAAGGGUCAAGCUAA